This is a messenger RNA of Penicillium crustosum, 1761 nucleotides long. RefSeq lists its product as uncharacterized. The transcript is spliced from 3 exons. Bases 1 to 1761 code for a protein of 586 amino acids. NCBI's taxonomy places the organism in Eukaryota, Fungi, Ascomycota, Eurotiomycetes, Eurotiales, Aspergillaceae. Gene Ontology annotation, biological process: transcription elongation by RNA polymerase II; post-transcriptional tethering of RNA polymerase II gene DNA at nuclear periphery; poly(A)+ mRNA export from nucleus. The record is from RefSeq and is a predicted model, not a curated record. Gene Ontology annotation, cellular component: transcription export complex 2. Gene Ontology annotation, molecular function: double-stranded DNA binding; RNA binding.
AUGGGUCAAACCCCCGUCCUUGACCAAUUCCUUAGCAGUUUGCAGGAAUUGGUCCAGAAGCGCGAUGGUGCCAAAGUUCAGGACUUUCUUCAGCUCGAGCCCCCGCUCUCUGAAAUUUACCAGCGCAUGAUCGGUGAACUACGACAGCACUAUGGCCCGGGCUCCAAAACUGACGCCGAACUACUUCAACGAUGCGAGCCUCUCGUGCCGCGAUCCAAAGGUGGCUCAUGGACGGCGUUCCCGACUUUCGUCAAGCUCUACCUGAUCUUCCUGCGCGAUAUGAAUACUGACAACUUAUUGGAAACAUACAACCAACUGAAGGCGCUGCUCAAUCAAUGUGUACUCGCCCUCGGAGAUAGUCAAAUGGGUGUCGUCGUUCUUCCUACGGUUCUCUACUUGUCCAAAGUUCUGGCAAAAUUGGCAAUGGGCCUCGAUCGUCAGCCGGACCUGAUCGCGCAUAUUCGACGAAUGGAAGGUCUGGGGGAUCAGGAUGAGAGCAUUGAGAAGGUGACUUUGGUGGAGAAAUCGGCCAAUGUGGUGCGCGAAGCUUUCAUCAAGUGCCUCACUGAUCGCACCGGCACCCCCGGCCCUACUGGCAAGCCGGAGGGCAAGCGCAUCGGUAUCUAUCUCAUGGCUAAUCUCUGCCUGAAACUGCUUUUCCAGCGUGUCACCUACCUCUACUACCUCGGGCGAUACCUUUUCGCCAAUAACCUCUUCUUCCCCGCCCGCAUCGCUUUGCAGGCCGCCUAUGACCAAUGUCACCGCCAGGCCAUAAGCCAACGACACUUGAUCCUUUCAUACCUCAUUCCGUGCAACAUUAUCUUGGGCCGAUUCCCAUCCCGGGCUCUCCUCCAACGACCGGAGGCACAAGGAUUAGCAGCACACUUCCAGCCACUGUGCCAAUUGAUUGUCCGGGGAGAUUACCUGGCUUUCCGGAAACAUCUCUUAUUUGGCUCGCCGACCGCCCAAUGGUUUGCACGUAAAGGUAUUCUGUUUACCCUCCGAAAUCGAUGUGAGAUUCUCGUGUGGCGAUCUUUCGCACGCAAGGUUUUCAUGUAUGGAGGUUCUUAUGGAGGUCCACAGGCGCAGGCGCAGAAGGGACCUCCACCAGUCCUCAACCUUAAAAAGCUCGUUGUGGCUACCCGAUGGCUACAAACGCAGCAUGCAUCAUCCGGAAAUGGCCCGGCCAGUGCUGUGAUGAUGCCCCAUGUCUAUGGAUCACAAGUCGUUUCCGAACCUGCCGAUAUCGACUACGCUCGCCUGGAAGGGGCAGAUGGAAGGGCCAGCCCCGCCACCGAUCAAGAGAUCCUAGAAAAAUAUGGUGAUUUCUUGGCCCCGGAUGGAUUUUACACCGAGGAAGGGCGAUCACAGCCCAAUGUAUCAGGUCAAUUGGUGGAUGGAGACCCAGAAGAGAACUAUGACGACUGCGAACUGGAUCCAUAUGCGUACGACCUCGACGAUAGGACAGAGGCAGACAUAUCCAUUAUGCAAGAGAUUGAGUCGAUCUUUGCAUCUUUGAUUACACAAGGGCUGAUGGGCGGUUACCUUCUCCAUCGUGAGCCUCGAUUCGCCGUUCCUGGUGCCAAAAUCAAAGGGAUCUUACCUACAGGAUUCCCUAAUGUUUGGCAAACCAUCUCUGCCCGUGAAAGUCAUGAUUCCAGUGUUCCUGGUUGGGUACAGCCUCGGGCGCCUACGAUCGGAGCAGCUGGAGGUGGUAGGGUAGUCAAUCUUGCUGGAGCACGUCCAGUUGGUCUCCAAUAA